AUGUCUCGCCUAAGUAGUGUAUCUAUCAGAGGGUGUGUAUAGAGAAGAUUCAGCUACCAGGUAUUCAUAUUGUACACCGAGGCACCUGUAGAGUGUCAAAGGUUGAACUUAUGAAUCCGUGUUGUAAUUCCAGGAUAUAGGUAGGUGUAGUUGGCAGCUUCCCCAUUUGAAAUGAACAUCGCCCUCUCGUAAAUAUCCUGUUGGUAAACUGUCAACACAGCACGACGCCAUAUAGAAUAUUCGCUGAAGAAUAAGCCGCCAGACUUUCUGAAAUUAAGAAAGCUUCAGAGAUCAGCCAGUGAUCGACAGACAGCAACCUACAUGAAGAUGGCCUAUUCCAAGAAGGACCUGUGCUGCCAGUGUGUCCCGACAAAAGCCACCAACACGAUGCUCUACUCCCUCCUCAUGGACCCGCAGCGAAGACCCAGUUCCACAGGAUCCUCGUGUUGCCACAGCAACACAGAAAGUGAGACUGAUCCCCAGCAGGGCGUUUUGGACCUUUCCAUGCGAAAUUCGCAAAAGCACAGAUCAGAGGAGGACAGUAGUGAGAAACCAGUGACAGUAUUACACAGACUCGCCCCCGAGCACUACGCCAUGAUACACCACGCAGCGUCGCAGGUUUUGAUCCAGACCAUCGACUUCAUGAGGAAGUUGCCGGCGUUCACGUACCUUCCACCCAAUGACCAGAUGCUGCUACUGAUGCGAAGCUGGCACGAGAUCGUCGCCAUCGGCGUGGCGCAGGAGAAGGUUCCGAUCGACACAGUUUCCGUACCGGCGCCGCCGUGCGAGUGUUGCACAGGUGCAGAGAUGCACUGGGGAGGCACACCACCACCCGCCCUAACGAUGCCUGGGUGCAUCCUGAGUUCGGACUUGGAUGAUAUACAACAGUUCGUUAUGAAGUACCAGUCGUUGGACUUAGACUGUAAAGAAGCAGCAUAUCUGAAAGCAGCUGUCCUUUUCACCCCAGUUCCAGGACUCGCCCACCCACACUACAUCGAGGCUCUACAGAAGGAGGCGCAGCAAGCGCUCAACGAGUACACGAUGAUGACGCGGCCGCUCGAGACGCUACGGUUCGCCCGCAUCCUCCUGAUGGUGCCCCUCCUGAGGGGCAUCAAGCAGGAGCCAAUCACGGAGCUGUUCUUCAGACCUCUCAUCGCCAACGUUCGCAUGGAGGACGUUCUACGCCAGAUGUUGUUCACCUGAACAUUCCAGAACCAGGAGAGCUGAUAUCAGAAAAAAGGGAAAUCAAGCCUCACAUUGGUGGGGCAUAAAAAGAACUUUUUGUUAAAGAUUAUCAUAUUGUCAUUAAGAUUAUCAAUUUGUAUUGACAACAUUCAUUGUAAAAGGAAACCCUCUUGUUGGUUGAAAAUUUUGUUCUGUUCAAAGAUAUGCCUGGAGAAGCGAUUUGCUGACAGGUUAGAUUGUCAUAACAAAGAAACCCAUUACUUUUGUCUGUAUUCCAAUAAGGAAAGACAUGAUGUACACUCUCAUUGGCUGAGCCAGUCUUCACAUCAGUUUUCAUUGGAGGACAGAAGCAGGAUUUUCAUUGGCUGAGCCAAAGCAAUCAUGGAAACAACAAGUAGAAGCUGGUAUAAAGAGGAAUAGAACAAUUAUGUCUCUUUUGAGUUUAGGAAACUGUCUAAAUUGCUUCAAUUCAAAACUAUGAUCUGUCCAAUGAUCUUCGUACAUCAAAUGUACUACAACACCUUACACUGUCUUACUGCAGUAGAAGUGUUAUAUUGUUGUGAGUGAUACUCUUGUGGUCACUUUAGCGAUAUGUCACUUGUAUGAUGCAACUGCAGCAAAUGACCUGCUUUGUAGUCUUGUGUUGUUUGGAGCUGCUGAACUAGUGAGUAUCACUGUUGCUGUUUCUUGCAGCCAUUAUUAAGGUGCUCAGAAGUGUGGCCUACCAAGACCACACACGAGCAUCCGGUAGACAAAGCAAAAAAGGAAGGAACCUUUCGACGGCGAAGUUCACAGAACUCAAACCUUGAAUCUUUGAUCUUGAAUUUGACUGGUUCAAACAGAUCUGUAGAUGCUGCUCUGACUAUUAGCUUUUUGCACUGACCAAUCAGGCCAGGAAAUUAUUUUACAACUCACAAGUUCCAGUUACCCAGUUUAGUUGAUUUUAAGAGGGCUAUAGACUGCAACAGUUAGACAGCAAUAUCAGAAUGACCAAAUCUUCCGUGAAGAAUGGAAACACUGACAACAGAGGCUCAUUUGUUUCUUCAUAAAGGUCUAAAAUCCCAAGAUAUAUAGAAAUGAAGAAGAUUGUGACAUGGAAUAAGUGGCUCUCGAGUCCACAGACAAUAUCUGUCUCAGUAUGCGGUGAGAUGCAUACGAAGGCCCUUCAGUACCAAGGACAGGUCAUCACAAACAAGUUUGUACAGGAGGGUAAUAAUAUAAAGAACUGAGAACAACAGAGAAAAAAAGGAAGUGAUUAUUUUUUCAGCUUGCCUUGAUGUGGCGCUAUCACUGUAUCGCUUACGCACAACUAGCAUCUGCACAUUACAUAGCAGAUGUGGUGGCAUGUAUGUAUUACUAUUGUAAGAUAUGUAUGCUGAAUGAUGCAGAAAUAUGAAUUUUGUGUAUAAGAUUAUGAAGAAUAGUAUAAGAGGAUCUAUAUAUAUGUAUAACUUUAUAUAUAAAAAAAUAGCUGUUGGGAACAAUAGAGUGCAUUAUAAUAUUAUUGCUAGCAUACUUAUGCAAGAGGGAGUGCCAGGCCAGAGAUAUGACAUUACCCAGUACAUUUGUAGAUCACUGAUGCGAAA
Messenger RNA from Branchiostoma belcheri (Belcher's lancelet), 2771 nucleotides. RefSeq names its product nuclear receptor subfamily 0 group B member 1-like. The record is from RefSeq and is a predicted model, not a curated record. The transcript is spliced from 3 exons. NCBI's taxonomy places the organism in Eukaryota, Metazoa, Chordata, Leptocardii, Amphioxiformes, Branchiostomatidae. Gene Ontology annotation, cellular component: cytoplasm; nucleus. Gene Ontology annotation, biological process: negative regulation of transcription by RNA polymerase II. The coding region runs from base 322 to 1203 and encodes 293 amino acids. Gene Ontology annotation, molecular function: transcription factor binding; transcription corepressor activity.